UAUGUCCUUAAUUUGCUAAAUCCAAAUCCACUUGUACGAGAUGUGUAAACUGAUUGGCUUCAAAUUUUGCAAUUCUAUAGAGAACAACCCGCGUUUCAGGAAUUCUCUCUUCUCUUUCGGACGUAAGUCAGCAGCCGGAUUUCGCCAGAUGCACCGGCGACCGCCCAGCUCAGACGUACCGUUCGGAACUCUUCCACAGAUCCUUCACUAGCUGCAUAGAUCCAAACUCUUCCCCGUUCGACGUUCACAAAGCCGGUAUCUGUGCUCUUGCCGUACACGUUCCGUGUUAUUUUUUCAAGCUGCACUGACUAUUUUUUCCAACCUGCUAAUCAAGCAAUUUUAGUACGUAAAUUCAACCUCAAAACCCUUUCUCCAGUGAGGAAACGAGCAAUCAUCCAAAGGAAGAAGAUGGCUGUCAACGAAUCUCAAAUUUGGGGCUAUUAGAGUAGUGUGAACACGUGACUUGGCAAUGCCAAUGAACCUCAAUCAUUUAUGCCCGUGCGUAUCUGUAUCUUCCCAAGUUCACCAUUGACCCUCAACUGGAGAUUCAUGCAAAAGCCUGAUAACUUGGUGAUGAGGAUUUCAAAAAAGUAAAUAUGGAGAGCCAGAUUCAAAGGUCCAUUUCUUUACGGUUAAAUCGCAGAGGAGAACGGAGUAGCCAAAACUUAAAUGCUAAAGACGCUGAAGGUGGUUUCUUUUCUCCUGAGAGGUUGCCCCAAGAUUAUACGAUGAAGAUCAUUUGGAAGAGGGGCUUCAUUCGUUUGGUUUUUGUAGCAGGCAUCCUGUGGAUGUUGCUCAUUCUUGUUGUAUCACUAUUUCAUCUUUGGUCUUGUCAAUCUUCAGUAGCUUUCUUUUCAGCUUUCUGCAACAGAGAAGGCAAGCUAUUUAUGGUGCUUGACACAAUGGGGUUUUUACCAAAACCACAACACCGUUGUCCAAUUCCUGUCAAAAAUGACCCCGAGAGAGUAAAUGUUCCAAACAGUAGAACUCCUGAUACUGUUGUAAAAAAUCUUUCCUACAUUAUAGAGGAUGAAUUUGUGAAUAAUGGAUCUGAGUCUCCAGUUUUUGGGGGACGUCAAAGCUGGUUAGAAAGACAAGAAAGUUUCAAACUGAAUUUUACCAUGAAGGUUCACUGUGGAUUCAUGCAAGGUGGCGGUGCUGACAUGAUAUCUGUAGAUAUUAAAUAUGUUAAGAAGUGUAGGUUUGUAGUUGCUUCUGGGAUUUUCGAUGGAUAUGAUGUACCUCAUCAGCCUUCAAAUGUAAGCCACCGAUCUAAGAAGCUCUUCUGUUUUCUUAUGGUGGUGGAUGAGGUCUCUCUCGAUUUCAUAAAGAAAAAUGUUACUAUCAGGGAGGACGAUCAAGGGGGACAAUGGGUUGGCAUAUGGCGACUCAUUCUACUGAAGCAUCCACCUUAUGAUGAGCCCAGAAGAAAUGGGAAGGUUCCUAAAAUUUUAACCCACAGGUUGUUCCCUGAAACACAGUACAGCAUUUGGAUUGAUGGCAAAAUGGAACUGAUAGUUGAUCCAUUGUUAAUCUUGGAAAGAUAUUUAUGGCGUGAAAAGAACACAUUUGCCAUUGCCCAACAUAAGCACCAUCACAGUAUAUAUGAGGAGGCCGAUGCCAACAAGCGAAGGAAGCGAUAUGCUCGACCUCUUAUUGAUCUUCACAUGAAAAUAUACCGUUAUGAGGGAAUGGAACCAUGGAGUUUGAAGAAAAGUACCCCCAGUGAUGUGCCGGAGGGAGCGGUAAUCAUAAGAGAGCAUACUGCACUGAAUAACUUGUUUAGUUGCUUGUGGUUCAAUGAGGUCCAUCUGUUCACACCAAGAGAUCAGCUGAGUUUUGGCUAUGUUGUGUACAGGUUAGGACCUGCAUUUAAGUUCUAUAUGUUUCCAAAUUGUGAGUACAACUCACUGUUUACAUUGCACCCCCAUACUCGAGAGCAUUCCUCCAAAGUUGAGUGGGUGAAGAACCUUAAUGAGUUGGAGGGAAAAGGUAGCAACAUGAAAGAGAGCAAGGGCGGGUUUGGUUUGUGGACUCCUUAUCCUGGAAAUCUUGAUUCAGUUGUCCUUCCCCCAGUUGCAAGAACUUCAAAAGCAGGCUGAAGUUUUGAACUCAACACAUUUGAUAGGUUUUUUUUUUUUGAAUGUAACCUUUCAACAUUGUUUGAUCAAUUUAUUUUAUUAAUUUAUGUCUGCUUCAUUUAAAGAGUAGGCACACCCAGAAACUAUAUGUAUAAUAGUUAAAAGAUGUUUAAAAAUAUGACUGGUAUAAUCUUUACCUGGCUA
Messenger RNA from Carica papaya (papaya), 2285 nucleotides. Its product is annotated as Sept9 (DUF616). The record is from RefSeq and is a predicted model, not a curated record. NCBI's taxonomy places the organism in Eukaryota, Viridiplantae, Streptophyta, Magnoliopsida, Brassicales, Caricaceae.